CCGCGUGUGGCGCGGUCGCCGGGCACCGGGGCUGCGGCGGUCGGCGGCCGGGCGGCGGCGGCGGCGGCGGCGCUGACAGGAUUCUCCGGCUAACAUUGAACUUCUCCCAGUGGAGCCACAAAGUAAACAGCUCAUGACUUCUGAUCAGGACGCUAAGGUCGUGGCUGAACCGCAGGGCCAACGAGUCCAAGAAGGGAAAGACAGCGCGCAUCUGAUGAAUGGUCCCAUAUCUCAGACAACUUCUCAGACAAGUUCCAUUCCAGCUUUGAGUCAGGUACCAACAGCCAAGGUUUCGGAGCUAAACCCUAAUGCAAAAGUAUGGGGCACUCCACUGUUACAGCUGGAACCGCGUGGAGCUGCAGACGGCGGCGUGAGCACAGUCUGGGAGGCGCCGCCUGGCCGUGGCCACCUCGGAUUGGACACCAACGGUGAUGGUGACAAAAGUCAUGAAAAUGUUGCGCUGUCAGAUCUACAGGAGUCAGACCAGACAGCCAUGAGCACUUUGGGUCUGGACCACUCAGAGUAUGAGUCACCGCCUGAAAGUAGUGAGACAGGAGGGAAUGAAUCUCAACCAGAAAGCCAGGAAGACCCCCGGGAAGUACUUAAAAAGACAUUGGAAUUCUGCUUGUCUAGGGAGAACCUUGCUAGUGACAUGUACCUUAUAUCUCAGAUGGACAGUGACCAGUACGUGCCAAUCACCACAGUAGCUAACCUGGACCACAUCAAGAAGCUCAGCACCGACAUGGACCUGAUUGUUGAGGUGCUGAGAUCUUUACCUUUAGUCCAAGUGGAUGAGAAGGGAGAGAAAGUAAGGCCAAAUCAGAACCGUUGCAUAGUGAUACUACGUGAGAUACCCGAGUCCACCCCUGUAGAAGAAGUAGAAGCACUAUUUAAAGGAGAUAACUUACCGAGAUUUAUAAACUGUGAAUUUGCCUAUAAUGAUAAUUGGUUUAUUACAUUUGAAACAGAAGCUGAUGCACAACAGGCUUACAAAUAUCUGAGAGAAGAAGUCAAAACCUUUCAAGGAAAACCAAUUAAGGCACGGAUAAAGGCGAAGGCAAUAGCUAUAAACACGUUUUUGCCAAAGAAUGGCUUUAGGCCUCUGGACAUGAGCCUCUACACACAGCAGCGCUACACGGCGUCGUUUUACUUACCUCCAGUCUAUAGUCCCCAGCAGCAGUUCCCUCUGUACAGCCUGAUAGCCCCCCAGACGUGGUCAGCGACACACAGCUAUCUUGACUCGCCCUUGGUAACGCCAUUUCCAAAUACUGGAUUUAUAAAUGGGUUCACGUCUCCAACCUUCAAACCUGCUGCAUCUCCUCUGGCUUCACUCAGACAGUACCCUCCGAGGAGCAGGAAUCCUAGUAAGUCUCACCUGCGCCAUGCCAUCCCCAGUGCAGAGAGGGGGCCCGGGCUGCUGGAAAGUCCUUCCAUAUUUAACUUCACCGCUGACCGCUUGAUGAAUGGUGUGCGCAGCCCACAAGUGAGGCAGACGGCUCAGCCGCGAGCUCGGCUCCAGAACCCUCCAGCCUUUGCCAAAAGAGAUGUGGGGCCCGGGCGCGUGGAGCAGAGCAGCUUCGAGUCCUCCCCGGGCUUAGGCAGAGGGAGGAAGAGCUCCUUUGGUUAUCGGAAGAAGCGGGAGGAGAAGUUCACAAGGAGUCAGACUCAGUCUCCAACGCCGCCUAGACCGCCGUCCCCCAGCUUCGAAUUAGGCCUGUCCAGCUUCCCCCCACUGCCUGGGGCAGCAGGGCAUUUGAAGACAGAGGACUUGUUUGAGAACAGGCUGUCUGGCUUGCUUGCAGGAACAUCCAAAGAAAGGAGCCUGAAUGCAGACGCCAGCACGAACACUCUUCCCGCGGUGCCCCCCCGAGAACCCUCAGCGCCCUGUGCCAUGUCCGCAGCCUGCGAGCGCACCCCCUCCCCUGCCCACCCACCCGAGGAUGCCAAGGUGGUGGAAAAGCAGAGGGAAACCCCAACUGUGGACAGACCGCCUCCCACCCUGGCCCUGAACACCACAGCAAGUAAAUCGGUGCAGGUGAACGGUGCCGCCUCGGAAUUGCGAAAACCCAGCUACGCAGAGAUUUGUCAGAGGACAAGUAGAGAGCCACCGUCUUCCCCGUUGCAACCCCAGAAAGAACAGAAGCCAAACCCGGUCGGCUGUGGGAAGGAAGAGAGGAAGGUCACGGAGAGAGAGCCCCCCGCCCCCAAGUCCAGCCCAGGACCACCCAAAGACCAGAGGAGGCCGCUGGGCCGCCGGCCGUCACCCCCGGGCUUGGGGCGGCGUCCACACAGAGAACAGAGCCCCCCACCCAGGCCCCCUCAGUGAGCACCGAGGUCUGGGAGGGCUGCGAGGAGCUGAGGUCGCCACAACUAGGCACUGUCCCGCUCGGACGUGAGUGAGCCGCUGGCUAGGAGCUUGCAGUGUAGACGAGGCCCACAAGGUGCCUGCAAGUUAUUUUUCUUCUAUGAGUCGGAUUUCCCCCCUCUUGAAAAAAAUCUAUUUUUCAGGAUUUAAUUAAUAUAAACCUUAUUUUAGGUUGGUGCUUAACUGGAGGUGAUGCAUAAGUCUGAUUUUUUUCAGGAUAGAAAAUGCAUUUAUCCUAACAAAUUGAUAUUUUUUAUUAAGCCUCCAUGUGGCUAUGAAUGCAAGCUAUAUAUAUAGUGAGUUUUUCUAAAUUAAGUGGAACUAUGCUACUUCAUUUUUUAAAAUAACUGGUUAGCAAGUGCGUAUCUCUGAGAUGUCCAGGCCGCUGGGUGAAGCUGAGGACCGAGGGAGGAGGACUGAGGUGAUGCUGCGAGCACAGCCUGGGGGAGCGGGCAGGGCUCGCCAGCCUGGGAGCUGCCCUUCACUCGGAAGCCUAACAGGUGGUUCUAGCAUUUUCUAAGCAGAGUCCAGUUUUGGUCCACUGGGCGAAGUAAGCCUGCACAGCCCCGAGAGCCCUCUUGUCCUGCCAGCAAGUAACCAGCUCCUCACUCUAGUCUCAAGUGGCUGUUAUGUAAGAUAAACUCAAAGCACAUUGUGAAUAGAAUUCAAAUGAAAUAUAAACUUUGUAGCCCACUGACAUGUUACCAUGAAAUUGCACCCUGACAUUUUGCUCCCGCGAGUGGGUGGGGAGGGCAUGGAGCCUGGCUCACAGUGGCCCUCCCGGCCCCACCCCGCUCCCCAGGCCUCCCAGGUCCUCCCAGCCACCCCCACCCCCAGGUCCUCCGGGGCCGGGAUCGUGGGGGAGGUGGUCGUGGUGCCCUCUGGUGGCGGAGGGUCCCAGCCCACUCUCCUUACCUCCAAGACAGGGUCAGUGAUCCCUUCUCCAAGUGCUGCUCUCCAAGAACACGCAUGCACUAAAGCUAGCAGUUGAUAAUAAAGUUUAACAUAAAUUAUUUUGUUUUAAAAUGCCUAAAUUUUUCUUUAAGUAUUCUAAGCAGCAGACAUUAAAAUAAGAAUAUUUCCUGCUAAAUGUAACCAUACAGUUUAUUCCACAAAAUGUUAUUUAAUAAGACUGAGGGUUUUUUUUUUUAAAGAGAUUAUUUCCAUCCAAUAUUUAAAGACUUGAAUUUUAUUUAAACUUGAAAAUGACUUUGCCUUAACUUUUGUAUAGGACAGUUUAAGAGUUCUGAGAUGGGCCUGGGUUGGCAUGAGUGGGGUCUGCUGUCACGGUGUCACUGGGUGAGCACUGUAGGAAGGACUAGCAGUCGUGUUUGUAAUUUACCUGGAAGAUCUUACACAGUUGAUCUUUUUUCAGAUUGUUGAAAAAUCCUGUAAAUGCAAAUAGUCGAUACUGUAUUAAAUAUGUGCACUUGGGAGUGUGUGCUUUGCUUGUACAGUUGUAAAUAAUCAGAACAUAUUAAAAAGGUACCCUAAAGAGAAAAAUCUGAUAAAAAUUGAUAUAUUAUAAAUGUUACUAUUGACCUGGAUGUAGAUAAACUCAAUGUUGUGGUUUGAAUAUUAUUUUAAUUUGUUGAAGUUUUUUUCUUUUUCUCUUGUACUGGUGUGUUGAACUGAUUUCUGCCUCUUUGCUGCUGCGAAAGGGAGAUGGAAGUCUGAUUAAAACCUUCGAAUGUUUUCAUGCUCUUCUUAAAAGUAUGUUAAGUAUGUACUAAUCACAGCUAAUUGUGAAAGGGUUUUCAAAAUAUAAUCUGUAAAGUGGAAACUGGCAGGAUCUGCAAGUGAAAGUGAAAAAUAAUCUCUUUAGAAUCACAAAUGGCUAAUAAGCAUGACACGCCUGCAGAGGAAAGCAGGCCCGUCUCCUGGAGAGCAGCGUCUUUGUUCAAAGGCCUGGACACCCACACGGUGCUCAUGUUUCCGAGGCCCCUGAAAGGAACAGGGAAUUUACUUCAUUGUAGUUGUGAGAUUGCUGACUAAGAGAGUUUGAAAUGAUUGACCUGUUCCACCGAAACCAGUGCAUACUAUAGGAAGAGCUGGAGAGGCCCAGGACCCCGUGAUGUGGCUGCUGGAGAAGGGAGCGAUGCAGCACGUCGCCCUGAAGUCCAAGCCCCAUGGAGCCCAGACACUGGUUUUCAGUAGCGGCAGGUCCCUCCCUGGAGGGCCAUCCGCGCUGUGUGGCCCUGUGACGGCAGCCGGGCCCCCAAGUGGUGUGACCUGUCGGUCACAUGAGGCUUCUGUUCCCGCAGCCUCGAGUCCAGACUUCACUUGGAUGUCAUUUUUAGCGCAUCCUUUUUAAUUAAGCAAGGGUGAUAUGCCAAAUAGCCAUGUAAUGUCCCCCAACCCCGCCUUUCUGAGGUUCCUGAGAUUUUCCACUCACAGAAAGCACGGGGGUGUCUGGCUUCCUGCCACGUAGCACCUCUCUGCGGGCAGUCCCUCAGGUAGAGUCAGAGAUGGCGGCACAGACGGCAUUCUCCUCGGACAAUUGUGCAGUGUCGUUUGGAGAGAUGGGGGGGAGAGCCCCGCCCUGUUUCACAUGAAUUUCGCACAGUCGUUGCUCUCAGAGAGUCCGUGUCGUGCUGUUUCUGAUCAGACCCUCCUGUAACCACCACUGGUGGUCACUAGUGUGGCAAGAAAUGUGUCAUGUUGCUACAUGGUCAGGGCCACCACAGCGCCACGUGGAGUCUGCACUGGGGCCUUGGCCUCGGGGCAGGCAUGGCCGGAGUCUGCAUCCAGGUCCGAGGAGCAGCGGACGAUGGGCCUGAAGGAGCAGCCAUGGCGCCAGCUUGCAGGAGGGCAGGGGCACGGACGCCUCGCCAGGGCUUCUGUUUCUGUUCCACUUUUUUUCAUUAAGACUGGAAUCAAGCUUAUGUGUAAACUAUUGGUAAUUUAAGUUUCCUUUUGUGUCAUUCAGUGUAAAACUGUCUAAUUUGAAAAAAUGUAGGUUAUGAAAAAUAAAGAUUUAGGCACUGUU
Dama dama (fallow deer) is the source of this 5354-nucleotide messenger RNA. RefSeq names its product La ribonucleoprotein 4B (gene LARP4B). Gene Ontology annotation, molecular function: mRNA 3'-UTR binding. Gene Ontology annotation, biological process: positive regulation of translation. The transcript is spliced from 18 exons. The record is from RefSeq and is a predicted model, not a curated record. Bases 134 to 2326 code for a protein of 730 amino acids. NCBI's taxonomy places the organism in Eukaryota, Metazoa, Chordata, Mammalia, Artiodactyla, Cervidae. Gene Ontology annotation, cellular component: cytosol; cytoplasmic stress granule.